This is a messenger RNA of Penicillium alfredii, 2928 nucleotides long. RefSeq names its product ssDNA endodeoxyribonuclease RAD1. Gene Ontology annotation, biological process: double-strand break repair via single-strand annealing, removal of nonhomologous ends; double-strand break repair via homologous recombination; resolution of meiotic recombination intermediates. Bases 1 to 2928 code for a protein of 975 amino acids. Lineage: Eukaryota; Fungi; Ascomycota; Eurotiomycetes; Eurotiales; Aspergillaceae. The transcript has 8 exons. The record is from RefSeq and is a predicted model, not a curated record. Gene Ontology annotation, molecular function: damaged DNA binding; single-stranded DNA endonuclease activity; single-stranded DNA binding. Gene Ontology annotation, cellular component: nucleotide-excision repair factor 1 complex.
AUGCCUCUGGAACGAGCAAAUGCCCCGGUGAAGUUGUCACUGCCAUUGCAAUACCAGCAGGACAUCUUCACCGAACUGCGCUCCGAGGAUGAGCUGGUCGUUCUCGCUCGCGGCCUGGGGUUGCUGCACCUCAUUACCAAUCUUCUCCAUUUUUAUGAUGCUGCAGGGAAUAAUCUGGUUCUAGUGGUUGGCGCGGAUGAUCGAGAAAAUGAAUGGAUCGGAGAGGCCCUAGCGGAGCAUUAUGCCCUCAGCAAGUCUCCUCUAGCCAGGGGGUUGAAGGUGAUCAACACCGAGAAAGCUACUGUUCCGAUGCGGGAGCGGAUCUACGCCGAAGGAGGUAUUCUGAGUGUAACAUCCAGGAUAUUAGUUGUGGAUCUAUUAUCGAGGCUCCUCGAUCCCGAGAAAAUUACCGGGAUGAUCAUCUUACAUGCCGAUAAGACCGUUGCAACCUCCCUUGAGGCAUUCAUCGCUCGCAUCUAUCGGCAAGCGAACAAGCGUGGCUUUUUAAAAGCAUUCUCGGACUCUCCAGAGCCAUUCACCACCGGCUUUGCUCCGCUGGCGAAUAUGCUGCGGAACCUCUUUUUACGCAAAGCGUCGUUGUGGCCCCGAUUCCAUGUAUCUGUGGCCGAUUCUUUGGAAGGGCAUCGCAAGGCAGAGGUGAUCGAACUGGAGGUCCCAAUGAGCGGCAAAAUGAGGGAAAUCCAAAAUGCCGUUCUAGAAUGUGUCGAGAUCAGCAUCAGCGAACUUCGAAAAACAAACACAGGUCUGGACAUGGAAGAAUGGACAUUGGACAGCGCCUUGCACCGAAACUUUGACAUCUCUAUUCGGCGUCAGCUGGAACCCAUCUGGCACCGGGUAAGCUUCCGGACCAGGCAAAUUGUCAGCGACUUGACAGAUCUUCGGGCAAUUCUCCAUGCUUUGCUCACAUAUGAUGCGGUGUCUUUCGUGAAAUACCUUGAUACCAUUAUGGCUGCCCAGUCUCCGCCUCCGGGCUCCAACAAGCAUAGUUAUUCCCCAUGGCUCUUCCUCGAUGCUGCUCAUGUUCUCUUUCAAACCGCCAAAUCCAGAGUGUACGAAGGUAAACUUAGCAACGACUUCUCCCGUCCGUCAUUGUCUACAGCAUUCUCUUCUGAAUUGAAGCCAGUUCUCGAGCCACUUCCCAAGUGGAACGUUGUGUCAGAAUUGCUCGGAGAGAUCGACCACGACGCUUAUAUCCACCCAGCGAAUACGAACGAGACAAAUGGCACGAUAUUGAUCAUGUGCAAUGACCAGCGGACAUGCCGUCAGCUUCGAGAAUACAUUGGCACCAUGCAUGCCAAGAUCCAUCAUAGAUCAGAGGCCAACGAAGACGAAGACGAUUUUGACGAAGACAAGCCAUCCGCAGAGGUGAUGAUGCGACGUCGACUGCGAGACUACCUUAACUGGAAACGAUCACUGUCGAAUGUCAACAGGAAUCUGUCACAAUCAACCAACGACGAGAAAGCUGGGAAGUCUCAAGAGUCACCUGCAGCGCAAAACCAACAGCAUGGAAAGCCACCUCCGAACAAGCGUCGUCGAGUACGUGGCGGCGGUGCUGUUACGUCGGCCUCCGGGCGUGUGCCCAACACCAGUGUUCAGACCGAAGUCGAACUGCCUGGUCAGGUGGUCGGUCUGCUCAACGAGCUUCAGUCCACAGAAGUGGAAGAGACACAGAAAGAAGAAGUUGUCGUCGAUGAACUCGAGUAUAUGGAAGACUACUACGAGCUGUACGACAUGAAUGACCUUAUCAUGAUCCAUCCGUACGACGGCGACAUGGAUGAGCAUAUCUUAGAGGAAGUGCGGCCCCGUUACAUCAUAAUGUACGAGCCUGACCCUGCCUUCAUUCGGAGGGUGGAGGUCUACCGCAGUUCGCACUCGGGGAGGGAAGUCAAGGUGUAUUUCAUCUAUUAUGGUGGCUCGGUCGAGGAACAGCGAUAUCUGAGUGCUGUUCGGCGGGAGAAAGACUCCUUUACGAAGCUCAUUAGAGAGAAGAGCAACAUGGCGGUCACCUUGACGCAUGACAAGAGCGCCGAAGACCCCCAGGAGCAGUUCCUUCGGACAGUGAACACUCGCAUUGCUGGAGGUGGCCGAUUAGCGGCGACCGCCUCUCCCCCUCGGGUUGUCAUUGACGUGCGGGAGUUUCGAAGUGCCCUUCCGUCCUUAUUGCACGGCAACAGCAUGAUUGUGAUUCCUUGCCAACUGACCGUCGGUGACUAUAUUCUCACGCCAGACAUUUGCGUAGAACGCAAGUCGGUUCGUGAUCUGAUCACUUCUCUCCGCAAUGGCCGCCUCUACAACCAGGCUGAGACGAUGCUUCAAUACUACAAAACCCCCUUGUUGUUGAUCGAGUUCGACCAGAACAAGUCGUUCACCUUUGACGCAUUCGCCUCGGCUUCAGCAGGCACUACCUUCUCCACCGACUAUGGUUUCUCAUCCACCGGAGCGGCGACCAGUUCCAGCAGCAGCUCGCUCACCAAUCCCUCCAAUCCGAAAUCCGCACAACAUCUUCUCGUUCUUCUUACCCUCGCUUUCCCCCGGCUCAAGAUUAUCUGGUCAUCUUCACCGUACCAAACAGCUGAAAUAUUUGCGGAGCUCAAAAAGAACAGCCCUGAGCCGGAUCCGCUGCGCGCUGUUCAAAUCGGGCUUGAUGUGGACAUUUCGGAUUUUUCUGACUCGGGCAACGUCAUGGCUGCUACGGGCAUUGAGCACCGCAUCUUUAACCUCCUUCCACAAGACAUGCUACGAACUGUGCCAGGUGUCACACCGCAGGCAGUCGAACGACUGAUCCUCGAAACAGAAAAUAUCAGCGAUAUUGCCAACAUGGAUAUUGAACAGCUCGAUCCUCUAGUUGGCAAAGAGGCAGCCCGGAAGAUGGUCAAUUUUUUCCGGAAGAGUGUAUUUGAGGAUUGA